Messenger RNA from Phytomonas sp. Hart1, 678 nucleotides. Lineage: Eukaryota; Euglenozoa; Kinetoplastea; Trypanosomatida; Trypanosomatidae. The record is from the annotation of a GenBank genome assembly.
GGAUAGAGUAUAAGGGUUGGUAUCGUACCAACACGCCCACGCCCUUUUUUCUCUUUGGCAAUGCUUCGGCAAUAUAGACUGCUUCGAGAAAUGGCUCCGGAGCUACAGCUCGAGUAUGUUUCGGUUCUAUUUACUCGUACCAUAUUAGGCCCUCAGGGCGGUUUUGCCGGCGAGGAGCGUCUUAUCAAGCGGGAGGUUGCCCAGAAAUAUUUAGCGGAUAGACACGUGGUCUUCCCUGACGAUGAAUCUCGACGUGGGGUGUGGUGCUACAGCCCCGACACCGAUCAGUACGAUCGUUUUGUGGAGCGAAAUUCGGAAUUUCUUGAUUUUGCCUCCCGAAAACGUCAGUGGUUGGACGUUUAUUGGCGUGUUAAUACCGGUUAUUUGUUAUUUGGACGUCAAUCAUGGGGCCAAGGGUGGCUCCUAAACUGCCCAUUACGUAAAAAAGACAUCGCACAAAAGCUAUGGGAACAAUACAAGGUGCGGAUUGAUCCUCGGUUGGUUGAAUUUCGUGAAAGGGACCGACUCACAGGGAUUCAAGAUUUAGGGCAUAACUGGUGCUGGCUAUACCUUCCCGGAGCUGAAGAGCUCGAUAUUGAUCGAGAGGUAUACGAUAACAAGCGUGUCAAGGUGCGUAUACAUAUUCGUAAGAUGAACAGUUAUGGGGCUCUCUAUUGA